Messenger RNA from Drosophila biarmipes, 599 nucleotides. RefSeq names its product protein twisted gastrulation. The record is from RefSeq and is a predicted model, not a curated record. Gene Ontology annotation, biological process: regulation of BMP signaling pathway. Lineage: Eukaryota; Metazoa; Arthropoda; Insecta; Diptera; Drosophilidae. The transcript has a single exon. The coding region runs from base 1 to 411 and encodes 136 amino acids.
AUGAAAUUACUUGUGAAAAUCGUAAUUUUCGUAUCACUUUGGCAAUCGGUUUUUGCUGGCAUGGCAGAGAUGAGAAGGAAAUCCCACACCGAAGAAUUCGAGGGCAUGUCAGCCUUGUUCAGAGCCAUGUCCUCUUCGCCAAACGAUGGCUACACCUACAACUGGAGCGUGGUUUCGUUUUCAACCGAUGGCCAACCAGAUUCCGCACUAAACUGCACUGUUUUGUAUCUGGAUCAGUGCACGUCCUGGAACAGAUGUCGUCAGACCUGCCUGAAGACCGGAGCCACCAGCUACAGGUGGUUCCAUGAUGGCUGCUGCGAAUGCGUGGGCGAGCACUGCAUGAACUAUGGCAUCAACGAGAGCAGAUGUCGACUGUGUCCUGAACCAGGAUUCGAGGAUGAGGAAGAUUGAAAUUUUAUAGAAAACAUUUUCCAAAAUCCGCUCAAAAUUUGUAUAAUACAGAUUUAUUUUUAUGUUAUUUAUUAAAAUUGGUAAUGACUUUGCUAGUACUUAAUACAUGUUAUACAGGAAUUUAUAAUUUAGUUUUUUUUUAAUAGGGCGGUUUUAACUAAGAAUAAAUUCAUAUAUACUAUACAAUA